CUUUUCCCUCUAAGCGAGGCUAUUCACCAUGCCACAGCAAAAGCACGAACUAACAACAUGGAGGAUGGGAAGGAUGAUUUAAUUUUACAAAAACGGAUUAUCGAAUUGAAUGUUGCCAAAUCAGAACUUGAAACAAUCAAAGCUGGCAAGCAAAUAUAUUUGAAGAAAAGCAAUAUAUUCUUCCUUUCCAACAAACAAGACACAAAAGAUUUUCUGAAAGUUUCUCUAAAAAAUGCAACGGAAUCCUUUCCAGAGAGCAAGUCGUGGUCAUAGGAGGUUGUAGUCAACGAGAAAGAAGACAUUUCUUUAAAUACCAAUUACCUCCAAACAAGGAUCUAUGAACAAAUUAUCCUAAAGUAUUUAAUUUCAUUUUUUAUUGUACAUUAUACUGAAUUUAGAAGUCUGUUGAACUAAACUUAAACUUCCCUUUAACGCACCCUCAGUUUUGGUUUGUUCAAAAAAUUUUCAUUCUGCCUCAUCCAUUAACGGUUGUUGCCGCUCUGUUUUUUUGUAUUCAAUUUAAUGUACUUCAUAUAAUAGUUAGAGUAAAUGAUAUCUUUUUCUCAAAUUUGUCAAUUUUUUUAUCUGAAAGAAUACAGGUACCCUUUUCAGAAGUUGAUUAACUCCUCAGAGUGAUUUUUUUUAUCUUGCUUUUCACAAUAUAUUAAUUUAUGAUUUGACAUGAAAGGCCAAGAAGCACUGGUUUUUUUUUAAUUUUCUGUGUACCCUUUUACACAGCUUAUAGGUGCACAUCAUUGAAAGGGGGCAGUGUGCUUCUAAGUGGAUCUUGAGAUCUUACCAAUUUCGCGAGAAAAAUAAAAAAACAAGAAACAGCAAUAUGGCUAUCCACUUCUCUCUGCCAACGUUUAAAUGCGAUUUCUCUCUUGCAAAAAUCUCUUGCAACGUUUAAAUGCCAUUUCUCUCUUGCAAAAACCAUUUUUUCAAGUUGUCCUUUGUGUAUAACCUGACAUGACGACAAAGACAACUUUAAUGAAGAACAUCUGAAUGAAGAACCAAUGAUCAUUGAUAAUGAUUCGGAUCCUGAAGAAGGUUUUAUUGAAUAACUGUUAGAAUAUGCUGUUUCAAUUGUUGAGACAUUACUCCUGCAACUUUGUGGUAUAAUCUUUCUUUUUACUUAUAGGCGCAUGUGCCUGUAUCUAAACCGUUUUUUGUACCCAGUAAAAAGUCAAAUCAUGAAUUUCAGUUUAUAAGCGCAUGCGCUUUUGAGCGGGGUAAUAGAGAACGAACAUGUGUUGAAUUUCUUAAUUUUAUUAAUUGUGAUGGUCAUGAAUUUUUAAGACUCACAAAUGAUAUAAAAUAAGGCCAAGUGAGUUUAGAAAGGCCGUUAUAGCUUACUAGGUUCUCAAUUUUUAGCCUGCCUAGACCCUCCUGGCACAUGGAACUUCAGUUUCUGUGUCUUUACGGGGAUGUUUUGUAUUGGGUGUUGUUGUUUUAUAGUUUAUUGAGUUGUUAAAAACUCCAUGGUUGUCAUGCUAAAGGCGAAAGCCAGUUUGAAUUUGUCUCCUUUAUCGCGAUAAUCGUGCAGUGGAAACUAGGCUUUAUCGAAUUUAUAGGAAAAUUGCUAUUCAAUUAAAUCACCUUAUCAUAAAUUUUCAGGCAGCGUUUUCAGGCAGGCACCACGGGGAAGGGGCUGGAAGCUAUCGCCCCACUUUUUGCCAAAAUGCAAAAAUAUUUACCAUUGAAUCACCAGUCAAACCACUUUUUUAAUUCGGUUUCAGCCCCCCCCCCCCCUUUUUUUAGAUCCCCAUUUUUCUCAACGCUCCGCGGUGCCUGCACUGAAUAGUUCUUGGGAAAAAACGUGCUCGCAGCCAAUUUGUAACACAUUUAACUAAUAUUUCACAUUUAGAGAUAUUUAAUGAUGACAUUUUCAGGAAGAAAAUAUUUCUUGAAUCAUAACUUGAGUACGGGGUAAAGAAAAACCACUCCGGAGCAGCACUUAGGCCGGCUUUCCGAAAGAAUUAUGAUGUGAAUGAAAAAGCUUUGCAACGAAGGAAAUUGAGGGGUAAAUAGACUCUUAAGUUAGACACAGGAAAGCAUUGCUUCUACUGCAAAAUUUAUCGCGAUUAGCGUUUGCAGUAGAAAUCCAUUUCAGAUAAUGUUUUGAAAUUAUUUUGGAAUGUAAAGCGCCAUGUUUGCAAGGCUUAUUGCUCUGCCUGAUGCCAGAAUCCUCAAGUUGUUCCAACUGAAUUUUGGAUCUUCAGCAUCAUUUUUAAGGAGCCAGUGUAUUACUCCGAAAAAUAUCAAAUUUAUACCGGGCCGAGAAUUUUGUUCUGUAAGCGAUAGAAUCGUUCGUAAAAGAAAUAUUUCGUUAGUGGUAGAUUCCGGAAUUUUAAUUAGGACAAAGUUAUUUUCAAGCAGCUCCUUUCGAUUUAAUCAAGCAGAUGCGAAACCGGCGAAAAAGCAAAGUUUAUUGUUACGUGUUCUAAAAACGGUUUGUUUGGUGACUGGUGCUAGUGUAUGGGCUGCCUUGAUUUUUGUGUACUUUUGGGUGGAGGAUUUCAAAGUUGAAAAGUCAGAGAGAGUAGAAGUCGAAUCACCAGAAGUUGGAGCGAUUCCAAGGGACCUGAGGUUUCUUGGUGUUUUGAAUGAUGAUCAAAGCUCUAAUGCAGAAGCUAUCAUAUUAAAUGACAACGACAGGCUUAGAAAUGAAGUUAAUCAGAAACUGAGUGCCUUCAACGAAGUUUGGCAAAAGUUGAGCAAGGAAGAAGGGGUGAGGCUAUCCCUUGGUGGCCCUGUUGAGAUAUGUGGAUACAAAUGUAAUAAUGGCACAAUAAUGGAUGCAAACCUGCCCCAAACAGAUGAUGAUGGACAUAAUAAGUGGAUUGCUAAUUGUUAUAUUGAAGGUAAAAAAGGAGCUGGUGUGCUAAGCAUUCUGUUUGAGAGGUUGCACACAGAAUCUGAAUGGAUACCUACUAGGGUACAUUUGGAAACUCUGAAAGAAUCAGGGGAAAUUGUUUGCAAUGUAUCUGGUAACUUGCCAAAUGGACUAAGGAAUUUCACAAGGUUGUCUGAUGUUUAGUUUUUACAGAAAUUUAGCUCUUAACCUUCUUUCUAAUAUAUGUAUUGUGAUAAGCUUUAAUAGGGUGGUGCCUAGCAAAUAGAUAUUGUAAAUUAAACAGAAGAGUGCUUGGCAAAUAUCUUUGCUAUGCAUUUGCUCUUAUUUACAUCAAUAUAAACUGUAGCAUAUUUGUGUUGUGUAAAAAUACAGCAAACUGUGUAGUUUACAACUUGCUUCAUUUUACACCUGACCUUAAAACAGCGACAUUUUUGUUGUGUAAUCCCAGUAUGAAAAUUGUGUCUACCAUUGCUAAAUUCACCAUUUAACUAGAUAAGCUGGCAUAGGAGCACCAUCAAAGCAUCUUUCAUUUUAUGUAAAAAAUGUGAUGAAUCAAAUUUGGAUUCAAUCAUCUUAGAAUAAUUUAUGAGAAUAAAUUAUUAGAAAUAAGAAUAACUUUAAAAAUCAAGAAUUUACUUUAAAAAGUUGUGAGAAGUAUUAACCAGCCUUGUUUCCAUAACAUAAAAA
Molecule: messenger RNA, 3544 nt
Organism: Rhopilema esculentum
Lineage: Eukaryota; Metazoa; Cnidaria; Scyphozoa; Rhizostomeae; Rhizostomatidae
Source: RefSeq, a predicted model, not a curated record